AUGUUCACGCUGGCCAGGAGUUAUGGCGCCCUCAUGCUGGAUCUGGAGCAUCGAUUCUAUGGUUCCAGUAGGCCCACUAGGGACAUCAGCACGACGAACCUGCGCUACCUGAUCUCGACGCAGGCACUGGAGGACCUGGCGUCCUUCAUCCGGCAGCAGCGCCAGGAGAACCCUCAGCUGGGCGCCGCCAAGUGGGUGGUCUUCGGCGGCUCGUACUCCGGCAACCUGGCCGCCUGGGCGCGCCUCCGCUACCCGGACAUCACCGACGGAGCCGUCGCCUCCAGCGCGCCCGUUCUGGCACAGGCCAACUUCCCAGAGUACCUGGAAGUGGUGGCUGAGAGCAUGCAGACGUUUGAUCCUAACUGCGUACCAGUGGUGGAUGCAGCCAUGAAAGAGUUCGAGGAGCUGCUGCAGAGCGACUCCGGCGUCUCCACCAUCAACGAGCUGUUCAGGCUCUGUUCGUCGCUGAACGUGUCGCGGGAGUGCGACGGGGCGGGUCUGACAAGCCUCGUCAUCAGUGGGUUCUCCCGCGCGGUACAGUACAAUGACGUCAUGGUCGGCAUAUACAGCACCGUGCAGGAGUACUGCGCCGCCCUGCGGAUGCGCCAGUGGCUGUGGCAGACGUGCACAGAGUUCGGCUACUACCAGACCACGGACUCCGCCAACCAGCCGUUCGACCACUGGAGGACUCUGCCCUACUACACUGACAUGUACACGGCGGAGAGGGUGGAGGAAGGCGUGAGGAAGGCCAACCUGCUGUACGGGGGUCGCACCCCCAACGUCACCAACGUUGCUUUCGUGAACGGCGGCCUCGACCCGUGGCACGCACUCGGAGUCCUCGACGACAUCAGCGAAUCAUCUCCACCCAUCGCCAUUGAGUACGACACUGCUGGACAUCCCACAGCUGACGGCAGCCCACGACAGGAUCGAGCAGCUGGUCGCCCAGUGGAUCAACUAGGGCCCAAGCAGCAGUGGAAAAAAGUGUUAAUACGAAUAAAGCCAGAAACAAAAAGACUGUUGUCUUAA
Messenger RNA from Schistocerca americana (American grasshopper), 1026 nucleotides. Its product is annotated as thymus-specific serine protease-like. Lineage: Eukaryota; Metazoa; Arthropoda; Insecta; Orthoptera; Acrididae. Gene Ontology annotation, molecular function: dipeptidyl-peptidase activity; serine-type exopeptidase activity. Gene Ontology annotation, biological process: proteolysis. The coding region runs from base 1 to 1026 and encodes 341 amino acids. The transcript is spliced from 7 exons. The record is from RefSeq and is a predicted model, not a curated record.